AACUAGUAGAAUCUUUUCGGCAGUCUGUGAAGCGAGGAAGCAUUUUAAGAUGUGGAAUUCAAAAUUUAUUUUAGUGCUGUUGGGUUUAUUAAUCAGUGUUAGUGCUAAUCCAUUAAUAGAUUCGAAUAAUGUGCAAGGCUAUAGACUUCCAAAUAAUACAGUGCCAAUAAGCUAUGACUUACAAAUUGACACGCACAUCCACGCAAACAGUUUUGGAUUUGAGGGAAAUGUAAAAAUUUAUGUGAAAAUUGUUGAACCUACAAACUCAAUCACUCUGCAUUAUCGUCAGAUUGAAAUUCUAAAAAUAGACAUUUUAUUGGCCAACGGAAUUCCAGUGAUCCUUAAUUCUAUUUUUAAUUUAAUAGCAUCACGCGAUUUUGUUGUUAUCAGCUUACCGAGAGUCUAUCAAGCAGGUACAGAAUUAUUACUUGAUAUUUCUUAUCAAGGAGCUCUUCGUAGUGAUGCUGCUGGAUUUUAUCGUGCAAGUUACGUGGAAGGAAAUGUCACAAGAUGGUAUGCAGCCACACAGUUCCAAAUUGACUAUGCACGUCAUGCAAUGCCUUGUUUUGAUGAGCCUGGAAUGAGAGCAAUUGUAAGGCUGUCAGUGAGACAUGGACGUGCUUAUAGUGCUAUUGCUAACACAGAUGUUGCCGAGUAUAUCCAAGAUGGAAGUUAUGUCAUUACUAAGUUUGCAGACACUCCAGCCAUUCCAACAUAUCUUCUUGCAUUUAUUGUGUCUGAUUUUGGAUAUGUCAAUGCAACUAAUUCGAGAGUUCCACAAAAACUGUAUGGAACUCCAGCAUCUGUUCAGCAAGGUUACCUUAACUUUGCAGCUAGUAAAGUUGGAAGCAUCUUAAACAUUUAUGAAAGAGCUUUGGGAGUCAAUUAUCCACUCAGUAAAAUGGAUCAUGCAGCAUUAACUCAAAUGAGCUGGUUGAAGGUCUACGCUAUGGAACAUUUUGGUCUUAUUACUUAUUAUGAACGUGAAUUACAGUUAGAUCCAGCAUAUCCAGAAUUUUACAGACGUCCACUUGAAGACAGAAUGAUAUCCUUAAUUUCUGGUCAGUUCUCAUAUCAAUGGUUUGGAAAUACAGUAUCACCAAAAUGGUGGACAUAUGUGUGGCUCAGUGAAGGAUUCUCGACAUUCUUUGAAGCUUUUCUUCCUUAUUUAUUGUCACCAGAAGAGAACUCGAUGGAUAUGUUCUUUGAAGACUUCACACCAUCUGCAUUUAAUGCUGAUCAACGAGAGCCAUGGCCCCUUAACCAAUAUGUCGAGAGUCCGAAUGAACUUAGAAUGAAAUUCAGUCAAAUUGUGUCCAAAAAAGCAGCAUGCAUAAUUAGAAUGUACAAAGAAGUCAUUACGGACGACGUCUUUUUCAUUGGACUUAAUAAAUAUUUAACAGAUAAUUUAAUGAAACCAGUAACUCCAAAUGAACUUCAUGCAGCACUUCAGUCAGUUUACGAUGCAGCAUUUACAGCACCAUUGAAUGUAGCCAAAUCCAUGGGUACAUGGGAAGAUCAGCCAGGAUAUCCAGUCGUUCAUGUAUCAGUUGAUGGAAAUGAAAUCACAUUCAAGCAAAGAAGAUAUCCAUUAAACACUGAGGCUAUGAUUUAUUCCAUUCCAAUAACACUUGCCACAAAAACAAAACCAAAUUUCAGCAGUAAAGCCACAAAAGUCUGGCUUGACAGUGAAACUGAGUCAGUUCUUCAAGUUCAGAUAGAUUUUACUCCUGGUGACUGGAUGGUCGUGAAUCUUGAUCAAGUCGGAUAUUACAAAGUUGAUUAUGACUUAGUCUUAUGGCGUGCAAUCAUUAACCAACUAUAUGCCGACCACAAUGUGAUUAAUCGAAUUAAUCGAGCAGUUCUGUUCCAAGAAUUUGACUUGGCGAGAAGUGAGCUUAAACGUGUUUAUGGAGUUGAUAGCUUGGGCAUGAUCAAUUACUUAGGCAAGGAAAAAGAUUCAACAAUUUGGAAUCGAGCUCAAUCCACUUUAAGUGACAUAAACUUCAAAUUAUUUGGCACAGCUGCUUAUAAUGAAUUCUAUGGAUUACUUCGUAACAUUACAAAGCCACAUAUUCUCGAAAUUGGAUAUGAAGGACGUGAUGGAGAAGAUUCAAAUACUAUAGCACUCAGAGGAUACACAGUUCAAUGGAAUUGUCUUGCUGUUGAUGGCGAUUGUGUUGCUAGAGAUUUAUCAGCUCUCUUGGUGCACAGAAUGGGACUUGCUGAUGCUAACUUUGAUUUCUGCAAUGCAUUAAAAGUCACUGACCGAACUACUUAUGCUGAAAUACUCCAUGAUAUCAUAACUGAUAGGAAUGUAGCGUAUAGAAAUAAUUAUUUAUUCAACAUGGGAUGUUCCUUAGUACCUGAUAAUUUGGAUAGAUUGUUGGAAGCAGCUUUGGAUGGUGAUAAUGGCUUGAUGAGCUUUGAAAGAUGGUCUUUUGUUGAUACGAUGUCGACUCAAAGUAACAUUGGAUUAGGAAAGAGUUUAGACUUCUUGGAUAGGAAUUAUGUGAAGUUUUAUAAUCUGACUGGAGAGUUCCGUCUAUCACUUAUAGCUGAAAGAGUUAAGGAUGACGCAAUGGUCACCAAAUUCAAAAACUUGAUAGACAAAUUAUCAACAACUAAUGUUAUUGAUACAGAUAAUAAGGACGUGUACUUAAAAGCAGUAGAAGAAAAUCAGGAGUGGCUUAAAGCAAAUUAUUAUGAUAUUUUGGACUUCCUUGGACUUGAAGUACCAGCAACAACGACAACAACAGAAGCACCUCCAACAACACCAGGCAGUGGAAAUUCAAUGGUUCUGUCGCUUAGUUUAGUUUUUGUCUGCACAGUUAUUAAUUUUUUGAAAAAUUGAUAAAGUUAAUGUAGAAACUUAAUUAAAAAGUUGAAAAAAAAAU
This is a messenger RNA of Chironomus riparius, 2897 nucleotides long. NCBI's taxonomy places the organism in Eukaryota, Metazoa, Arthropoda, Insecta, Diptera, Chironomidae. The record is from the annotation of a GenBank genome assembly.